Coprinopsis cinerea okayama7#130 is the source of this 1074-nucleotide messenger RNA. Its product is annotated as soluble N-ethylmaleimide-sensitive factor attachment protein receptor. NCBI's taxonomy places the organism in Eukaryota, Fungi, Basidiomycota, Agaricomycetes, Agaricales, Psathyrellaceae. The transcript has 4 exons. The record is from RefSeq and is a predicted model, not a curated record. Bases 184 to 1074 code for a protein of 296 amino acids.
CUCAGACUUUAUUCAUAUCGGCCAGCAUAAGGAUACCAGGGGACCGAGGACUCCCAGUAAAUCAGACUAUCUGGACGCCAGCCGUCAACCGCUGCGACGCAGUGAUACGCAGCAGUAACCACCAGACCUCUACCAUAUACGCUCAGAGACCUGACUGGGAACUCUGAACAGACGCUGCAGACAAUGUCGCUAGCAAAACUUACCUCGAUCUCAACUAAAACGCUGUCGCUGCUACUGGAGCGUCAGCGGCUCCAAACGUUACCGAGUUUCUCGACUCCGAAUUCCCCGUUGCACGACCCAAAUUCCAGUCCCAGUACGGGCUCUCUACACCUAACUCAGAUCAAGAAGAACUUGGAACAGCUGCGGAAUGGGAUAGCAGCGAUGCAGGCGAAGGAGGGGGACUCUGAAGCGGUCGGGCUGUUGAGGAAUCAGUAUGAGAGGAUGAGGGGGAUGUUGGGGAGUGAUGCUGCUGGUGUCCCUAGCUUGAGCCCAACUCCACAACCCAGUCCUGAACCAUCACCCUCACCGUCCAAUUCACCGUCGCCCGUACCCCAGUCAGUACCCAGGGAACCGUUACCUUCAAUAGGGUUGUCAGGUGGUGGUAGUGGCGCUUCGAAACAAGCCGCGUUGUUCCUCUCGUCUUCGACCUCCCCUUCAUCACACACCCGCUCAGAUUCGCAUGGAGUGUUUGCGCCAUACAAGGAUGAUCCCUCGCAUUCGACGUCGCCGCCCAAACCAAGUUACGCGGACGAAGAAAGUGGGGAUAAUGACCACUCGAUUCUACUCCAAUCGCAGCGCUUUUUGAUGCAGGAACAAGACCAGCGGUUAGACGAGCUCUCGCAUUCGAUCAACCGGCAACACCACUUGUCAGUGCAGAUUAAUGACGAGUUGGAUGUGCACCAUGGGUUGCUGGAGGAGCUGGAUACGGGAAUUGAUCGGACCGCUGGACGGUUAGGAAGCGCGAGGAAGAGGCUGGACAGGGUUGCGAAAGGGAUCAAGGAGAACAGCUCAGCAUUUAUGAUUGGCCUCCUUAUCUUCGUCCUCCUCAUCCUGAUUAUCGUCCUCAAAACGUGA